Closterium sp. Yama58-4 is the source of this 1110-nucleotide messenger RNA. The record is from the annotation of a GenBank genome assembly. Lineage: Eukaryota; Viridiplantae; Streptophyta; Zygnematophyceae; Desmidiales; Closteriaceae.
AUGGGGGGAGCAACGGGGGGCGACGGAAUAAAAGGGGAAACGGCUCACGAAGUGGGCCGGAACGCAGGGAGCGGGGCGACAGCGCAUGGGGCGGGGGAGAACGCGGGGAGCGGAGCAACAGCGCACAAGGCGGGGGAGGAGCGGGGCGAGGGGGCAAAAGCGCACGAGACGGGGGAGGAACGGGGCGAGGGGGCAACAGUGCACGGGGUGAUGCGGGAGGGGAUGGCGGUGCUGAUUGACGUGAAUGGCGAAAAGGCGUCUUUCGCCAUGCUGCAGCGAAACAGGUGCGAUCUUCGCCAUGCUGCAGCGCAACAGGUGUACCUCGCAGUUUCUCUUCCCCUCAUUCGCCGCCUCCACUGCCCCACCACCCUUCAUAUUCUCCCCUCCUCCCUUCGUCCACCCUCCCCUUUCCUUCGCUCCUUCCUCCGUGUUUUUCUGAUCCCCUCUGCCCCACCUCCCUGCACUCCCACCGUGCGAGUGGGCAAGCAGCAGUGCUCCCUCGCGCCCCUCGUCGGCUGCCCCUUUGGCUCUGUGUUUGAGCUGCGCAUGGGCGGCGAGGAGGGCGCAGGGGGGGACGGGGGGGAGGGGGGAGGCGGAGAGGGGGAAAACGGAGAGGGGGGGCAAGCGAAGGACGGGGGAGGGGAGGGGGAGGAUGAUAAGGGCGAUGGGGGGAAGGGCGGAAAGGGGAAAUGGGGCGGAAGGGGAGGAGGAAGAGGUGGAGGGGGGAGAGGAGAGGAAGGGGAGGGGGGGGAGGAGGAAGGAGGCCACAGCUGCGAGGGGGUGAAGGACAAUCGCAAUUUGAUCGACGAUAACACUGCGCAGAAGCUGUCGGCCAAUGAGAUUGCAGCACUCAAGAGGCAAGCAGCAUCGGGGCAUGAGGUGGUGCGGGCACUGGCGGCCAACAGCGUCUCCUUCCACACCAAAACCGACUUCGCCCAGGAGAAGUAUCUGAGGAAGAAGCAGAAGAAGCACGCUCCGCGCCUGGUCGCCCGCUUUCCCACAGCCGACAGGUCUCGCUGCCUACCCACCAUGCCUCUCUGCCUACCCACCAUGCCUCGCUGCCUACCACCAUGCCUCGCUGCUGCCUACCCCUGCCAUGUCCCUCCAUAG